Ascochyta rabiei is the source of this 1590-nucleotide messenger RNA. RefSeq lists its product as uncharacterized. Bases 1 to 1590 code for a protein of 529 amino acids. Lineage: Eukaryota; Fungi; Ascomycota; Dothideomycetes; Pleosporales; Didymellaceae. The transcript is spliced from 2 exons. The record is from RefSeq and is a predicted model, not a curated record.
AUGGCCAGAUUCCAACCCAUUGCGGUCAUCCGCGAGACAUGGAUGAUCUACACACCCAUCGAGCGGCGGAAUAUAGCCAUGUACAUCGCUGGAAUUAUGAUGUAUAAGUUUGGACUCGAAGCAUUCAACGGCUCGGUUAUCGCUCUUGCAACAAAUCGGUAUGACGAACUCGAGAAACGAACACACAUAUCGAUCACGUUCCAGCGUGUGGGUAUCCUGACCGGACUCAACCAGGCAUUCCAGUGCGUCGGAUCGAUCUUGAUAGCUCCACUGAUCAAGAGAUAUCCGACGAAGAACGUUCUGGCUUGCGCCAUCCUGAUAUUCGGAGUGAUGAGCAGCACACUCCUGAUACUGGAUGCAGCGACUGGUGGCAGGUUCGUACCGACUGGACAUCCCAAGGGGGACUUCAGCUACUAUGGAGACUACAAUACCGACGGCAUGAUCCCUAUCUACUGUGUUUGCGGUGUAGUCUACGGCAUGGUAGAGCUCAUUCGACGAGUCAUUCCCCGCGAUCUCGUGGGCGGCAACGUCCAGAAAUUGCGACGCAUCGACUCGCUCGUCCACAUCUUUUACGAAGUCUCUGGCACAGCAGGCGCUUUCUGCACAGCGCUUGCUCUCAUCCCGCAUCUCGGCAACAACUUCUCUUUCAUCAUCACACCAAUCUUCUUCGCCGCGGCAUCGUUCCUCUGGUUCUUCAUUCAAGAAGCAGCGCCCCAAGCUGAAGGUUUGGUCCUUGAGGGCCAGCCAGCCUACGUCAAGGCGGUUGGAAGUGGCUUCUAUCUGUUCUUCGAAUCGAUCUGGACCGGCGGCAAGAUCAUCUUCACUCACAGAAAAUUCAUGUGGUUGCUUCCUGGGUACGCAAUCGCCCUCUACGGCCAUCGAUACCUCGAGAACGCCAUCGCUCCUGCUGUCGCCCGUCGAUACCUUGGAAACUCAGCCUGGGCACAGAUUAUGGUUGGCGGUUCGAACUUCGGCGAGCUGCUAGGUGCACUGUUCGUCUUCAUGUUCACAAACCUUGUGCAGACGCCCAUGCCCUGGCUACGUCUUGACGCACUGGCUCUCCUUAUCGUCUGGUACCUCCCGUUCUGGCACCCCCCUAGAGGCGAUGUAGGGCAGGCGUGGAUUGUUGCAGCCACUUUCCUCCCCAUCAGCUUCGGCUGGGCUGCUGGUGACGUUUCUCUCGCCGCCUAUAUCCAAGCUUCUCUUGCGCGCAUCGAGUCGGACACCAAAAACGUAUCAGCACUCGGCGCUGUUAUGGCCUUCCUUUACAGUGCCUAUAUCGUCACGUACGCCAUCGCAUCGGUGUGCUUAGGCACAUACAUCGACCGAGUGUCUGACGCGAACAACGACCAGAUCCAGCCUGCUAUACGGAAUGUAGCAGGUAUCCAAUUCACCAUUAUCGCCGUGCUUGUCAUGACGAGUACCUUCAUACCCAAAGGCGCUUUUGCCCUCAACCCUCAGAUGCUCAGCGAUGAGGCGCUAGAUACAGAUCUCGAAGAUGAAGAUCUAGAAUACGUGCCUGGUGGGCACUCGAAGAAUAAGAACAGCCAUGAGAGUCAUGAGAUGGUCAGCAGAGUGAGCACGAUGUAG